UUUUGAUCAAAUAAAAAGGAAAGAGUUUUCUUUCUCGGAAAGAGUGAUCCAUCGUCGUCCGUAGUUUGAUCAUUGGUCCAUACACUCAUCAGAGCUCUAUAUCUGAUAAUAGAUGGCGUCUGCAGUGGUGACCACUGUCUCAGUUGGUUCCAUUGCUUCCUGCCAUGCUCUGUCAGGCUUUGGGGCGAGUUCUAAGCCCUCGGCUGUGAAUUUUAAUGCAACCAAGGGCUUUAAGGGCUUCAGUGGUUUGAAGGCAGCUUCAUCCAUUAACAUUGAAACUGAGGAAUCCUUUUUAGGAAACAAAAGCACUUUUGCACUGCAUGAAUCAUUUAGUCCAAAAUUGGAGGCGCGACAGAGGACCACAAAUCACCUUCAGCCAUAUGCUUCGACUUUUAAAGUGGCUGUUCUUGGUGCUGCAGGAGGGAUUGGUCAACCACUUGCACUUCUAAUAAAGAUGUCUCCACUCGUUUCUGCCUUGCAUCUCUAUGAUAUUGCCAAUGUAAAGGGUGUUGCCGCUGAUCUUAGCCACUGCAAUACCCCCUCUCAGGUUUUGGAUUUCACUGGACCGGCAGAACUGGCCAACUGUUUGAAAGAGGUUGAUGUAGUUGUCAUCCCUGCAGGGGUUCCUAGGAAGCCAGGCAUGACUCGUGAUGACUUGUUUAACAUAAAUGCCAACAUUGUCAAGACACUCAUUGAAGCUGUUGCUGAUAAUUGUCCAGAUGCCCUCAUCCACAUUAUCAGCAACCCUGUCAAUUCCACUGUUCCUAUAGCUGCAGAGGUUCUCAAGCAGAAAGGUGUCUACAAUCCAAAGAAACUGUUUGGUGUUUCUACAUUAGAUGUUGUCAGAGCUAACACAUUUGUGGCACAAAAGAAGGGCCUAAAACUAAUUGAUGUGGAUGUCCCUGUUGUAGGGGGUCAUGCUGGGAUUACUAUUUUGCCGUUGUUAUCAAAGACUAGGCCUUCCACAACCUUCACUGACAAAGAAGUAGAAGAGCUGACUGCAAGGAUUCAGAAUGCUGGGACAGAGGUGGUGGAGGCUAAAGCAGGUGCAGGAUCUGCGACUCUGUCAAUGGCAUAUGCAGCAGCUAGAUUUGUUGAGUCAUCUCUCCGAGCUCUGGAUGGAGAUGCGGAUGUAUAUGAAUGCUCUUUCAUUCAGUCUGAUCUGAAUGAGCUGCCAUUCUUCGCUUCGAGAGUUAAGCUGGGGAAGGAAGGUGUUGAAGAUGUGAUAUCAGCUGAUCUUCAGGGGCUGACAGAGUUUGAGGAGAAAGCACUGGAGGCCCUCAAGCCUGAGUUGAGGGCCAGUAUUGAGAAGGGUGUGGCUUUUGUGCAUAAGCAGCCCGCAACAUCAGGUUCCGCUUGAUGAUAUUUGUCUCUUUCUAACGGUCAUGCGCGAUACAAAAAGCAAAUAACGACAGAGUGGAUGCUCAUGUCCUUUCAGUUUUGCAGCUCAUUAGGUUUUCUUGUUUCGACUUCCUUUGCUGUGCCUUUGUAAGACCAUAUAAUUCCAGUUUUUGUUUGUGUGAUUGUAUGUCAAUCAUGUGGCAAAUUUUGGUUAUGUAAUUGUACUACCACAGAAGUAUCUGCUGCUUGGUAUGUGAUGCCUGUUGUGAUC
Messenger RNA from Dioscorea cayenensis subsp. rotundata (Guinea yam), 1612 nucleotides. Its product is annotated as malate dehydrogenase, chloroplastic-like. Gene Ontology annotation, biological process: tricarboxylic acid cycle. The record is from RefSeq and is a predicted model, not a curated record. The transcript is spliced from 2 exons. Gene Ontology annotation, cellular component: cytoplasm; mitochondrion. Bases 113 to 1360 code for a protein of 415 amino acids. Lineage: Eukaryota; Viridiplantae; Streptophyta; Magnoliopsida; Dioscoreales; Dioscoreaceae. Gene Ontology annotation, molecular function: L-malate dehydrogenase (NAD+) activity.